AUGGAAAAGAUUCACACCAUUACAACAGACGUACAACGAGAUUUGAAGGAUCAUAUCAAGAAAGUAGGAUGUUUAAAAAUAACAUUCGAACAGGGAACCUGUCAAGAAGCGACACUAAAAACACUAGACCUAGAAAACGACUUGAUCAAAACCAGCGAAAAAACAGAUCAGAGGAGAAUCGAUGACAAAUUGAUUUUUGCAUAA
This is a messenger RNA of Paramuricea clavata, 204 nucleotides long. NCBI's taxonomy places the organism in Eukaryota, Metazoa, Cnidaria, Anthozoa, Malacalcyonacea, Plexauridae. The record is from the annotation of a GenBank genome assembly.